AUGAUUCUUCUUACUGUGCUUUUCCUCUGCAUCUUUUCCACAUACUCUGCCUCUGUUAAAGGGCACACUACAGGACCAAGAAUAAAUAAUGACAAGCUAUACAAAUUCACCUAUUCAACAGAAGUGCUUAUCGAUAGGGUUAAAGGAUUACCAGAGGAUAGCGCGGGCUACCGGAUUUCAUCCGGUGUGGAUGUCAACCUAGUAUGGAGAAACCCCAACAAUGAUGAUGACCAGUUGAUCAAAAUUAUGAUAAAAGAUGUUAAGAUUGAAAAUGUGAAUGAACGUCCAGCAGCAAAAAACAUCUUUAAAGGGAAACACUCAGAAAAUAUAAUUGGAAAAGAAUAUCUGUCAGCUUUACAAAGGCCUGUAGUUCUCCAAUGGACCCGUGGAAAGGUUAAAAACUUCUACUCCUACAAAAAUGAACCUGCAGUUAUUCAAAAUCUCAAGAGAGGUCUGGCUAGUCUAUUUCAGAUACAGCUGCACUCUGGUGCUGCCAGGGAGGUGGAUGUCUCUGGGAAAUGCAAUGUUACUUACCAUGCUCGAGAAAGUCAAGUGACUAAAAUUAAAGCCCUGGGCACCUGUGAAAUCAAAAAGACAGGAUUUACUAGCCAUAAUGAGCUUUUAGAUGUCAGUACAAAAGUCACAUCUGCUACAAUUUAUGUCCUAGAAGACAGCUUUAUUAAAUCCGUGAGAGCAGAAGAGAAUCAUGUUUUAUCUUUGAAUUUCCGGCAAACAACAAAUGCCAAAAUAGUUUCCAAGCAGAAACUGGAACUGAAGUCCAUGGAAGCUGGCCCUAGAGUGAUUGCUGGGAAGCAGGUUGCCAGCGUUAUCAAUACUUUGGACUCUAAUUAUAUAGCAGUUCCACUAGUGGCAGAGCCAGUGAAGACUGAAUGCAAAAACUGUCCCUCAAUUUCUGAGCACUGGCAGGCUAUCAGGAAACAACUGGAACCUGAAAACCUUUCCAAAGCUGAAGCAACAAGAAGUUUUUUGUCCUUCAUUCAGAACCUCAGGGAAGCUACGAAAGAGGAGAUACUUCAAAUUCUUAGAAGUGAAAGAAAUGAAGUACUUCCUCAGCUGGUGGAUGCUGUAACCUCUGCUCAGACCCCAGCCUCACUGGAGGCCAUGCUGGAGUUCCUGGACUUUAAGAAUGGAAGCAGCUCUGUCCUGCAGGAGCGGUUCCUAUAUGCCUGUGGAUUUGCUUCCCACCCCAAUGAGUUGCUACUGAAAUCUUUAAUUAACAGACUCCAGGGCCAGAUUGGAAAUAGUGAAAUCAGAGAAACUGUUACCAUCAUCGUUGGUGCACUCGUCAAAAAGCUGUGUGACAAGGGAGGCUGCAAGCUGCCAGCUGUUGUGCGAGCUAAGAAGCUGAUCCUAGGAGGAUUAGACAGGGCGAAGAAAGAGGAUGAUGUGAAGAUGUACCUGCUGGCAAUGAAGAACGCUCUUCUGCCUGAAGCAAUUCCGCUGCUACUAAAAUACGCUGAAGCAGGAGAAGGGCCCAUCAGUAAUCUUGCUGCCACAGCUCUGCAGAGAUAUGGCAUCUCUUUCAUCACCAGUGAGGUGAAGGAAACCAUGAACCGGAUUUAUCACCAGAAUCAUAAAAUUUAUGAAAAGACCCUCAGAACCACUGCAGCUGCCAUCAUCUUCAGCAAUAACCCAUCCUACAUGGAAGUGAAAAACCUCUUGCUUUCUAUUGGAGAACUGCCAUUGGAAAUGAACAAGUACAUGCUCUCAUUAGUCCAAGAUAUACUUCAUUUUGAAAUGCCUGCAAGCAAAAUGAUUCGUAAAGUUCUGAAGGACAUGGUUGUGCAUAAUUAUGAUCGCUUCUCCAAGACUGGGUCGUCUUCUGCCUAUUCUGGCUACGUGACACGUGGUCCUGAUGCAUCAUCCACAUACAGCCUUGACAUCCUCUACUCAGGCUCUGGGAUUUUAAGAAGUAGUAACAUGAACAUCCUUCUUUUCAAUAAAAAUGCUCGACUUCAUGCCAGCCAGGUUGUGAUUGAAGCUCAAGGCCUAGAAUCCAUAAUAGCUGCAUCUGCUGAUGAAGGCGAGGAAAACCUGGAGUCCUUUGCUGGCAUGUCAGCAGUCUUGUUGGAUGUUCAGCUCAGGCCCGUUACCUUUUUCCAGGGGUACGGAGAUUUAAUGUCUAAAAUGUUCUCGGCAACUGGAGACCCUAUGAAUGUGGUGAAAGGACUUAUCCUUCUGACAGAUUACUCACAGGUCAUUCAGUUACAGUCUGGGCUGAAGGCCAGUACAGAGUUCCAGGGUGGUCUGGCCAUUGACAUUUCAGGUGGAAUGGAGUUCAGUCUUUGGUACAGAGAAUCCAAAACCAGUGUUAAGAACCGGGGAGCCAUGGUGGUAGUUGGUAACAUCUUUGUGGAUUCCUUCUUUGUGAAGGCUGGUAUGGAAACCAGUUUUGAAACAGAGGCAACACUAAACUUCAUCUCCACAGUGCAGUUUUCAGAAUAUCCAUUUUUAGUUUGCAUGCAGAUGGACAAAAUUGAAUCUCCAUUCAGGCAAUAUGUGACUAAAUACGAAAGCCUGCCAUCUGGCAAACGGUACACUUCUCGGAAAGGAAAAGUCAAACUGCUGGCAGGUUCUGAAUACCCGCUCCAUCAAGAGAACUCCAACAUGUGCAGGAAGGUUUUCAGCACUCAGUCUGACUCCUCCGACAGCUGGUUUUGA
Messenger RNA from Emys orbicularis (European pond turtle), 2682 nucleotides. RefSeq names its product microsomal triglyceride transfer protein (gene MTTP). The transcript has 18 exons. Gene Ontology annotation, biological process: cholesterol homeostasis; lipid transport; lipoprotein metabolic process. Bases 1 to 2682 code for a protein of 893 amino acids. The record is from RefSeq and is a predicted model, not a curated record. Gene Ontology annotation, cellular component: Golgi apparatus; basolateral plasma membrane; endoplasmic reticulum. Gene Ontology annotation, molecular function: lipid binding. NCBI's taxonomy places the organism in Eukaryota, Metazoa, Chordata, Testudines, Emydidae.